AUGAUGGCUCCGGAACCGCUGUGGUCAGCGAGGAAUAAUAUGGGCAUGGAGGACACGUCGCUCGCGGUGCCCUCCGACAACAAGCUGCGCUCGGGACAACAGCGCGUGCUGGAUCAAGUGCACACCAUCAAGAGGAGCAAGUCCAAACAUGGAAAGAGCGGCUCAGUGUCGCCCUCACCUACAAGCUCGUCUCCGCAAACUUUGACAACAUAUGAGUUUGGAUCGUUCAAGUUUUCUCCAGCCAAAGCAAAUGGCACCUACAGCCGCACCAACUCCGCUUUGUCAACAGGCUUCAACAAAGCGGUAAAUUCUCAGAAGAGUCGCACUCUAUCCGCUAAAACCACCUCACAAGGAAGACAGUUCUCCAGCUCGGGUACAUGGGAACAGCAAUUCAACGCUGGCAACUGGCCCCAGACUCCCAACGGGCUGAAGUCCUCUCGCAGUGACCCUGCCUUGGCUCGUUCACUUGUUGUUGUUCCUGCACCCGUUAUGAGAGCCAAAGGGCAGGUGGUCCAGAACAACACCAUGCAGAGUCGAGGAAAUAGACAGAGCACCUAUUCUAUGACCAACAACCCUCAGAUGACCACCAGCCAGACGCGCAUCGUCCAUCCCCCCUCUGCCCAUUCUUACUCUGAGGGCAAGAUGGGGACCAUCAAACGAUCCAACAUAGAGCAGAUAUCAGCGAUGAACAGCACGGUGAACAUGUCAGACAUGACCCUUAAGCAGGCUGUGGAGUUCUUGUCUCACCCUGAAGAGAAUUACCAGCAGUGUGGAGCCACCUUCAUCCACCACACCACCUACAAAGAGGAGCGCACCAAACAGGAGGUUUCCCAACUAGGAGGUAUCCCCGCUCUUGUGACCCUGCUGCGGAGCCCCAACACUGGGGUGAGCCAGGCUGCUGCUGGGGCUCUGAGGAACCUGGUAUUCAAAGACCAGGACAACAAGCUGGAGGUUCAGCACUGUGGCGGUAUAGCUAAGGCCCUGCAGCUACUAAAGGAGACCGAUUCUACUGAGACCCAGAAACAAAUAACUGGCCUGUUAUGGAACCUGUCCUCCGCCGAUGAGCUGAAGGGAGAACUUAUAGCCACAGCGCUGCCCGCCCUGACCGAGAAUGUGGUGGUACCAUUCACCUGCUGGUCAGACAAAAGCGCCAACAACAACAUACACCCUGAUGUCUUCAACAGCGCGACAGGGUGCCUGCGGAACCUGAGCUGCGGCAAAAAGAAGGACAGGCAAGCAAUGAGAGAGUGCAAUGGCCUCAUUGACUCCCUCAUGAGUUACGUCCAGUCCUGUGUGGUGGAGGAAAACCCUGAUGACAAGUCCGUGGAGAACUGUGCAUGCAUCCUCCAUAACUUGACCUACCAACUGGAGGAAGAGUCCCCUGAGUGCUUCAGCAAGUUCGGUCCUCGCCAAGGCCAAUCUGAGGAUCGCAAAAGCCCAACGAUUGGAUGCUUCAGCCCGAGGAGCAGCAAGGCUCAAAAAGAUUUUUCAUUUGACGCGGUUCGGGGAAUGCCAGAGGUCAGCGCUCCGUCAGGUGUGAAUUGGUUGUGCCAUCCCAAAGCCAUGCAGACCUACAUGUCUCUGAUGGGCUCGUCCCAGAAAGAUGCCACCCUGGAAGCCUGCUGUGGUGCCCUGCAGAACCUCACUGCCAUCAAGGGACCGGGAUCCAGUGCCAUGAGUCAGUUGAUGGUUCAAAAGAUGGGGGGUCUGCAGCACAUGUCCCGUCUUCUAAAGUCUCCUAACCCCAGCCUGCAGAAGACUGCCAUGUCCCUGCUGGGUAACAUGUCUCGGACCAGCAGUUUGCAGACCUCCAUGGCAAAGCAGAUUCUGCCUGAGCUCACAGGCCUCCUCUCCUCUACCCCCCGAGAGAUGGGAAAUUCUGACGAUACUAUCGCGACAGUUUGCAGCACAGCACGGAAUCUGAUAUUGGCGGACCCUGAGGUCGGCAAGAAACUCCUCGAUAGUAAGCUGGUGUAUGCAGUGGCUGAACUAAGCAAGAACAAUUCUUUCCCCAAAAGCAGCAAAGCAGCUUCCCUGAUGCUCUACAGCUUAUGGAACGACAAGAAUUUGCAAGGUGUUUUGAAAAAGAUGGGGUUGGGCAAAUCACUUUUUGUCAAUGACUUCACCACAGCAGUGCACAAGUCAGCGCAAGUUUUCGAUUGAGUGUGACAGACGAGCGGACAGAACCACAGAGCAGGAGAGGUUUGAUUUGCUUCUGAGUGCUCGUAUCUGCAUGUAUUCAGAUUUUAAGGCUCAGUCUGGCCAAAAUGAGCAAAGUUUGUGUCAUGAGGAUUAAAACUUUUUCUUUGUGCUUCUCUUUGUGUGUGUGUGUGUGUGUGUGUGUGUGUGUGUGUGUGUGUGUGUGUGUGUGUGUGUGUGUGUGUGUGUGUGUGUGCGCACGCAAAACUAGCAUGUUUAGACACUGCUGUAUCCACACCCUUGCAACGAGUAACAUUACAUUUUUCACAUAAUAACCUUGUUGAAAGAGCCUUUCGUUAAGAGUCAAUCAUACUUUGUACAUGCGUUAGUAAAAAGAGAGCUUUUAAUUUCAUAAGUAAUCCCACGGUGUUUUAUGUAUUUCAUUUGGAUAUGUUUCUGUCUGUGUAUAUAAAGGGUGAGUGUGUUUUUGGUAGGUGAAGUUUUGUCAUGUUGUGCAGAAACCCUGUUCUUCUGGCCUGAGAGCUGCAAUACACCAGACAAUAGUAUCUGCAGUGAAAGUUACUUGAGGUUACUUUACAAAUGUGUCGGCAGUGGCUAAAAGAUAACAUUUAUAUUGUGGCCUUGAAGACUGAAUAGCCAAAAAUUUAAGUAAUAAGAAAAAUAUAUGAAAAAAGAAACAUACUUUGUUGUUUGCGAUACUGUCGCUACCUGAUGAAAUAUUUUUGUAUUAAUUACUUUUUUCUAUUUUCUGUUUCAUUCUGUGAUUCUUAAAUGUGUGUGUGUGUGUGUGUGUGUGUGUUUUUAAUGAACUGAAACGGCUUUCAACGAAACUGCCUAAAUAGUUAAAGGAAUAAUCCAAUAUUUUGGGAAAUGUGCUUGUUUGCCUUCUCGCCAAAAGAUUGACAAGAUUGACGAGAUUGAGAGCACUCUCAAGUUUGUACAUUGAAUAUGAAGCAGCAGCCAGUUAGCUUAGCUUGGCACACAGACUGUGAACAGGCAGAAACAGCUAGCCUGCCUCUGACCAAGCGUCAUAAGAUCCACCUACCAACCAAAGUUGAAUGAUUUACAUUACAUGUCAUAUCUUGUAUGUUUAAUCACCACAAAAGAUGUAGGGUUUAUGAGCCUCGUAAAAUCCACGUGUCAUUUUUACACUUUGUCUUUUGUGCGGCUUAUACCAACCAGAUAUAAGGUGUUAGUGGAAACAUGUUACAUUUGGACAGAGUUUUCAGCCUUUGUGCUAAAUUAAGCUAUGACUGUAGGCAGUAACUUCCUAUUUAUCGUACAGAUAUGAGAGCGGUAUCAAUGUUUGAUCUAACUCUCAACGAGAGAGUGAAUAAACCCAAAAUAUCACACUAUUCCUUUACACUGCAGGACUAAUACUUGCUUUGUUUACUAUGUUAACUCUGUAUGGGAAAUUGGAACAAAAAUAAAUAGUCAUCCCCCUAAAAAUACUUUUUAAGUCUCAUUUGAAAUGUACCAACAGUUGACACAGUAAAGGUUAGCUGCUGGCUGUACAGAGUAUUACGUGAUGAGGAGAUAAUGAAGGUGCUGCGCCCUCGAACAUGGGUCUAGUGAAUUACGAUCUGUGUACACCACCUCAGCCGAGAGGAGCUGCACAUCCAACUAUACUGUAUAUUGGCUGUAUACUGUAACAAACAUUGUUCUUCAUGUUUGCUACUUUACCUAAACAGUUUUAAGGGCUCAUUACAGGAUAUCUGCUCUCAUAAUCCCACUGCAGUCUUAUUGACUGAAAACCGGUUUUAAAUCCUCUUACAACUCAAAUGCUUUUUUAAGACCCAGCAUUACAAAUAACCAAGAGAUGAGAUGGUUGGCAUCUGUGGGGAUGUCCCCAUGACACUGUAGUGGACCGUUUUCUACGCUUGAGAUACAGCAUAUAGUCCUGCUGAGGUUCAUUUGCCUCUGGGAAGAUUAACGCAUAGUAUUGCUUAGAAUGUAUUAAUGGAGAAAUGUUUGUGUGGCAUAUAAUUAAAAGCUUUUCCUGCCUGUACAUAGAAUAAACAACAGAUAUAAAGAAAA
Molecule: messenger RNA, 4197 nt
Organism: Cottoperca gobio
Lineage: Eukaryota; Metazoa; Chordata; Actinopteri; Perciformes; Bovichtidae
Gene: pkp1a
Product: plakophilin 1a
Exons: 14
Coding region: 1-2163 (720 amino acids)
Biological process (GO): cell-cell adhesion
Cellular component (GO): plasma membrane; cytoplasm; nucleus
Molecular function (GO): protein binding
Source: RefSeq, a predicted model, not a curated record